AAUCAUUCGAAAGCAGCAGCGACGCCUCAACUCAUUCGAUCAUUGACAAUUAACCUAAUCCGAUUGAAUCUACUCAUCCCAAUUCCAUCUACCCUUUACCCUAAUCCUCAAUAAUUUGAAUUUCACUGACCUUCAAGCUUCCUUCCAUGGCGGACGUCUCAUCCCAUAGCCCCUUUUAGGGUCCGGAGUUCGUAGCAAAAGGGGGAAAAAGUGGAUGAUGAAAUUGAUAUCGAAUUUCGGAAAUCGAAGCCGACACUGCGCAAUGCUAACAACCGAUUCGUGAGAUUGAAGCAAUCCUCUCGAUUAAUAUUCCUCCCACCAACCACUGGUUGUUACCUAUUUCGGUUUCCUUCGUUUGUUUGUUUGUUUGUUUCUUCCUCUCUCUCCAAAAUGAAGCAGCUAAUGGCGCUGCAGAUGGGAGGCGGUCGCCGCAGCAGCAGUCUCCGGAGCUCGGAAUCGAACGCCGACGCGCCGAAUAGAUCGACGGCGACCGUGUUCUGGCUUCUCGUCCAUGGAUUCUGCUGCCUGAUCAGCUUAGUCCUCGGCUUCCGAUUCUCCCGCCUGGUGCUGUUCCUCGUGAUCUCAACUUCCUCCUCCCCCUCCGCCACCACUAUCUACACCGCUCUCCGGACGUCGUUCCCGUCCUCCUCCGCCGCCCCCGCGCCGUCGAGCAGAGUGGCGGUCGGACGCCACGGCAUACUGAUCCGCCCCUGGCCGCAUCCCGAUCCGUCGGAGGUGAUGAAGGCGCACGGGAUCAUCUCCAGAGUUCAACUGGAGCAGCGAAAUCAAUUUGGGGAAAAAAACCCUAGAACAGUAAUUGCAAUUACUCCUACUUAUGUACGGACUUUUCAGGCUCUGCAUCUAACCGGCGUGAUGCAUUCUCUAAUGAACCUCCCAUACGACGUCGUUUGGAUCGUCGUCGAAGCCUCCGUCGCCGGCGCCACCACUAACGAAACCGCCGACCUAAUUUCAAAAUCAGGGCUGAAAACAAUCCACAUCGGAUUCAAGGGGCGUAUCCCUCUGCUUUGGGACGAUCGCCGCGCCCUGGAUUCGAAGAUGAGAAUCCACGCCUUGAGGGUCGUGCGCGACAAGCGGCUAGAAGGGAUAGUCGUAUUCGCGGACGACAGCAACAUCCAUUCGAUGGAAUUCUUCGACGAAAUCCAAAAAGUGAGACGGAUCGGUGCAGUUUCAAUCGGGAUUCUAGCUCGUAGCGAAAAAAUGACGGCGCAAGGCCCUGUGUGCAAUUCUUCAGGACAUUUGAUCGGGUGGCACGCCUUCGACACAAGUCCUAGGUACACCGGCGACAUGCCAAAGAAGUUGGAGUGGGCAGGCUUUGUAUUGAAUUCGAGGUUGUUGUGGGACGGCUCGGAUAAGCCUGUCCGGAUUAAGGAUUUCGAAGAGGUAGUCGAUAGCCCGUUGUCUAUGUUAAGCGACAUGUCAGCCGUGGAGCCUUUAGGCGGCUGUGGACGUAAAGUUCUGUUGUGGUGGGCGCGGGUCGAGGCCCGGGCAGACAGCAAGUUCCCGGCGGGGUGGAGAAUCGAUCCUCCGCUGUCGAUCACGGUGCGCGCGAAGCGCACGCCGUGGCCGGAAACUCCGCCGGAGCUCCCGGAGGAUUCUCGGAAAGGUUGAGGUGAGUAGAAUUUUUAUAUUUUAUAUUUUUAUUUUUAUUUUUAUUUUUUAUAUAUAUGUGAAAACUUAAAAGAGUUGAAUGGAGGAUUGAAGGGAGCUGUUGCAUAUAUAAUACGUCGAUAGUUAGAGAGAUUUAUAGAUAAAUGUGGUGAAUAAUUCAUAUUUCAUUUUAUUUUAUUUUAUUUUAUUUUAUUUUUUAAAUUAGAAUCAUUUGUUGUUUAUUGAUGAAUUUGAUUUGUUUGUUUAUGGCGAGCGGGUAGUGAUUUUGGUAUGUAUUAAAUUCGAAUUCCUUACACGCAAUAUUUUUAUUGUAUAAAAUAUUUUUUUGUGCAUAAUUAACUAAU
Messenger RNA from Andrographis paniculata, 1973 nucleotides. Its product is annotated as beta-1,4-xylosyltransferase IRX14-like. Lineage: Eukaryota; Viridiplantae; Streptophyta; Magnoliopsida; Lamiales; Acanthaceae. The coding region runs from base 391 to 1629 and encodes 412 amino acids. The record is from RefSeq and is a predicted model, not a curated record. Gene Ontology annotation, cellular component: Golgi membrane. Gene Ontology annotation, molecular function: xylosyltransferase activity; galactosylgalactosylxylosylprotein 3-beta-glucuronosyltransferase activity. Gene Ontology annotation, biological process: plant-type secondary cell wall biogenesis; glucuronoxylan biosynthetic process. The transcript is spliced from 3 exons.